ACUGGAGGGAGCGCCCAAGCUGGGCAGAGGACCAGGCCUCUCCCGAGGAUGAUAGGCCUGAGAGCGCGCUCCGGGGAAGAGGAGGCGGAGAAGGCUGAGUCCGACGGCAAAACAGGGAAGACCCAGUUCGACAAUAGCCUCGCAGCGUGCGGAUUCGGGGUGAAGGGGUGUGGUGUGUGUUUAGGAGACCGGGCACCCUGGUGUGUUCAGGGUCGCAAGAGGAGGCGGGGGUUAUGGGCGACACGAGCAGUGAACGAGCGGGUGUGUGUGUGCCCGUUCGCGGGGUGCGUUGAUCUAGAGGUACGCGUUCGUGUAAACAGUCGAUGGAGGAUGAGCUCUAGAAAACUCUGGGCCUUCUGUCGGUUUGGAGCCAAGUGAUCUGUAAGGAUGUGCGGGAGAUUUCCGGGAAUGUGAGUAAAGUAGGGUUGAGGACCGAUCCCGAGGGUGGUGCCAGGAAUUCUAUCGCUUGGGUGCGAUCCCUAGAGAGAAGCCAGAAUUAAUGUGCCAGAUAAGGCGUGCGAGUGCAAAGGUAGAGCAAGUUGAGCUUUCGCUAGGGCUGUGACGUGGGGUUGACUGACAAGGUAUGUGUGAGAAAGACGCAUGCGUUAGGGUCGGGAAGGGGUUACAGCAUGUUUCCUACGGCGUGUAAUUGUCCUGGGGGCGGGGGAGAUCGCGGAGGUAAAGCAUGCUGGAUGAGGGCCCUUGUAUGGAUACGUGGGGUAGGAGGUGGUAUACCUUCGUACAGAUAUGGGCUGCUCCUUUCUGAAAUUGGACGUCAGCAGGUGCUCUAGAUUGAAUGAGAAAUGCAUGGAGAGCGUGGUUCCUGAGUGCUUCUCUCCAUGGAGGAGUGUGAAGGAAGGGGAGUAGGACAGUGUUUCUAGGAUUGCAGUAAUGCAUGAAUGGGGCAUGUAGCUGGAGGAUGAUGUCCUUUUCUUAGCAUCUUUGUGUGCAUAUUGAGUAAGUCAUUUAUGAGAAAAUAACUUGGGGUUGCCACCACAUAGUUCUGACUAUAUCCACAAGAAUCUCUCUCUAUUUCUGUAUACUUACAAAAGCUCUGAAGAGGGAGACUUGAACAUCUCUAUUUUAGGAAAAGCAUGUUAGAAUAUUGAGCUGAGUGUAUAUCUUAAAUAUACCUAAAGUCAUCACUAUACUUAUAAGUCCUUUCAAUGUGUGGGAGUUAAAAAAACCAGUAGUAUAUUUAGUGAAAUGCAUAUGAGAUUACAGUUAUACUAUUGAAAGCAGGAAUGGUGCUGUGGGAAAACAGUGAAGACUGACAUUUUAAUCCAUAAUCAUAUAACUCUAACCCCACCCCAAUACAACUGAUCACAUCUGGACCUUGGGCAGAGUGUUUUCAGUGCUGGGACUGCAUCUUUGGAACCAGCUACACCAGAAAGCACAGGUUCUGAGGUUUAAUCCGUAGCAUCUCUAAUUCAAAUGAUGUCUACACAUCUGCAUGGGAUUUUGGAAAACUGCUGCCAUUCAGAAGAGUAGACAGUACUUGAUUUUACAGACUGGUGAUCUGGUUCAAUACAAGGCAGCAUCAUAUGUUCACUGUAUACACCAAAGCUGUGACUGCUACUUCCCAGUAUGCAUACAUGCAAUGGAGUACAUGGGCUUGCAAUUGUCAAGUAUGAGUCUAUUUAUCACAUCUUAUUUCGUACAUAAACAUACUUCCCAUAUAAGGAUUUUGCUAUGUUUGAAAUAACUGACAUAUACCCCCCCACUAAAAUAGUAAAUGUUACUAAGUUUCAAUGCUAAGGUGACAUUGGAGAUUAGCCUUCUGCUUUGUUUUGUUUUUUAAAAAAUUACAAGGCCAGUAUUUUAGAAACCACUUUUCCUGCAUUGGCAGUUUUAUCUUGGCUUGUCUCUGAAGCUGACAAGAUAAAGUAAGACACCAGUAUAGUGAGCUAUUCUGUUUUUAUUCAGAGUUCCAUUACUCUUGAUUAGGUAAUUACAUGAGAGGCCAGGGGUUCCUUGUGCAGGUCUGAUGUUCAUGUAAACAUUCUACAGUUUUGUCACGGUAUAGUGUUUUUGAUUUAGCACUCAGAAAUGUGUAAAACUCACUGAGUUACUGUGUGUAACUAGAAAAAAUGUACUUGAUGCUGUUUAGCCAUGGUUAGAUUACCUAGCAAUUAUCAAACAAGCAUUUUUACACUCCUGUAACAAGGUACUCCCAUUAUUUUGAUAUUCCUUGACUGUUCAUCUACCCAGUGAUUUUAGACUGGGAUUGGAAAGUAUGGCUGUAUAUAGCAGGGUAUAAGACUUUUUGUUUGUUUGUAGGUUGAAAUUAAUCCUAGAAUUAUUUCCAAGUAAUAUCCCAUGAAAAGAAGGGAGUGUUAGAAAUACAUUCUUCUAUUUCUCAAGUAGCAGAAGCGGUACUGUGAACACCUUGGAUUUAACUUUACUAGUUCCUCAGUGUGGUUAUACUCAAAAACUCAAUAUAUUAUUGUGGCAUUUGUGUUCUGAUUACGUAGCUGUGUGGCCUUGGUUUUUUUAUGUUAGUUUCCUUAGAUGUUAGUAAACAGCCCACACUGAAGGGCUGGAUUUGGGCUCAUUACAGUAUUAAGUCAGAAAAGUGUUUUUUCAAAUUACACUUGUGCCUGAAGUAGUGGUGUAGGAUAGAGUUUAAAACUUGCUCAUUGCACUAAAAACCAUAUGGCCAUGCUAUACCAAACCAUUCUGUAGAGUUUAGUGACAUUGUUAUUACAUUGUGUUUCUGUCAUGCUGUUUUCAUUUUGUGAGGAACUCAAAGAAGCUUACAUAGCACCCAUUUGUGCUUACAGCAACAGCCUUCAACUCCGAGACAGGUUAGGUUGAGAGUGAGUAACUCUCCCAAAGUCACCCAGUGAGCUUCAUGGCCAAGUGGAGGUCAGAUCGCCCAGGUCGCCAGUCCAACAUUAAUUACUGUAGCACCUGGUCUCUCAAUCUCCAUAAUUUUGGCUCUGCAAUGAGUAUGCUGAUCCAACAAUGGAACACCAGUAAAUCAUAGAAAUACAGUUGUAAAAUAAUCACAAUAUAAGAAAUAUCCAGUCUUCAAUAAGCAAAUUAUUUUACCUGAUUACAGGCUGACCAGAACUGCUAUUCCUCAGGAAAAAAUAAAGUGGCUGUUUUUCAUCCUGUCUCCUGCCUGUUUCCUAUGCUAGAAAAUUGAAUAUUUUAAAUUGCAAAAUAUUUUAGUAUAUUCUGUUCCAUCCUUACAUGUGAUGCUCAUAAUCUAAUUUGAUCAAGAAUCAGAAUGAAUGAAAACUAAAUAAAUUAAGGAAAUCAGUAAUGAAACAUAUUUGGACAAAAUCCCAUUUGAUGCAACAGAACAUUCCUGCCCCUUGCAGCCCCCUACCCCAAAUCUGCCUCAGAGGAUCCUCCCAAACCUAGAGAGCAUGUGUAGGGUUCCAAAGGGAAUGGAGGAAUGGAGGGGAAAUCAUGCCCUUUACUGUUCUGCUGACAGAAGCCAAUAUGUCAAUGGCAAGGGAAACUGGAUACUAGCCAUUAUCUAAAAUAUUGAUCUGAGUCAGCUUCAUGUGUACACAUUGGUUAUUUUGUAAGGAAAUAUGUGUUCUUAUUGCAGGUCAUAUAACUUACAACUGAUUAAUAUAUAACUGAAUAGGGCUUUCACAGUGUUUAAUAUUUUUUGAAAAAUCUGAGACUAUAGCAAAUUUUGGUCAUUACUUUUAUCAAGCUGCAUUAGGAUGAGGAACAUAAAUAAAAUUGGAAACUUCUUAGUACAGAAAAUUUUGUUUUUUUGCAUACAAAAUUUUGCAUACAAAAACAUCUUUCAAAUUACCACUGUAGACUCUGUUCAAAAAGGAACCAACAAAUCGGAGAUCUAUGCUGACUCCAUGUGUGUAAGAUAUGCUGGUACUUCUGUAAGUAUUGCUGAAGUGACUGGGGAAAUUUGCAUGAUUGAGAGUUCCAUGUGGGUAUGAUCCUGUGAUCUUCAGAACAGAACCAUAAAUUGUGGCUGAGGACUGGAAGUAUUCCUGCAGAUCUUUCAUUUGCUGUAUGCACAAUUAUAAGAAUAGAUAAGCUCAUUCUAUCAUUUGCUGUAUGCACAAUUAUAAGAAUAGAUAAGCUCAUUCUAUCUCUGGACUCCGUCAGGUAAGAGUUUAUAUUGGAAAUGAUAAAUCCAGUCAUUCCCUUGAUGUAUUAAGAUGAUGAGUGUCCCAUUGGAAUUAUUGAGCUUCACUGAUACCUUUUUCCUCCUUCACUGUCCACAACAUCCACCAAGUAUGAAUUUUGUGAAAUGUAUGGUGGAGAGCCAAGCAUAGGAAAUUUUCAGUCAUGAAUAAAAGUGGAUGAACUGGCCACAUAGGAAGAGAGGCUUUCAGAUAAACUUCUGUGAAAAAGCACAAAGUAAGCGCAGAGCACUGAAGUUGAAUUUUGCAAAUCCACCUUUCAAAUCCACAGCACGAUUUACUCUGAACCCUGGAGUUCCUUUUCAGAAUCCACACAUUGAUACUCAAGCAACAAUGGGUAGUAAUCACAUUGCCCCGUUCACUUUCAAAAGGAGAGAAGCGGAGAUGAUCGUGAAACUUUCCAGCAGGCUACAUGAGCCUCUAGCAACCAAGAGCACAGAAGAGUUUGGAACUGAUCAAAUUACUAGGAGAGAGAGACUGAGAACACACAGCAUUGAAUCAUCAGGAAAAUUGAAGAUUUCCCCUGAACAGCAUUGGGAUUUUACUGCAGAGGACUUGAAAGACCUUGGAGAAAUUGGACGAGGCGCUUAUGGUUCUGUCAACAAAAUGGUCCACAAACCAAGUGGGCAAAUUAUGGCCGUUAAAAGAAUUCGGUCAACGGUGGAUGAAAAGGAACAGAAGCAGCUUUUAAUGGAUUUGGAUGUAGUUAUGCGAAGUAGUGACUGCCCAUAUAUUGUUCAGUUUUAUGGAGCACUCUUCAGAGAGGGUGACUGUUGGAUCUGUAUGGAGCUCAUGUCUACCUCGUUUGAUAAAUUUUACAAAUAUGUAUAUAGUGUAUUAGAUGAUGUUAUUCCAGAAGAAAUUCUAGGCAAAAUUACUUUAGCUACUGUGAAAGCACUAAACCACUUAAAAGAAAACUUGAAAAUCAUUCACAGAGAUAUUAAACCUUCCAAUAUUCUUCUGGACAGAAAUGGAAAUAUUAAACUCUGUGAUUUCGGCAUCAGUGGACAACUUGUAGAUUCCAUUGCCAAAACCAGAGAUGCUGGGUGCCGACCAUAUAUGGCUCCAGAGAGGAUAGACCCCAGUGCAUCUCGGCAAGGAUACGAUGUCCGCUCUGAUGUCUGGAGUUUAGGGAUUACAUUGUAUGAGCUGGCCACAGGACGGUUCCCCUAUCCCAAAUGGAAUAGUGUAUUUGAUCAACUAACACAAGUAGUCAAGGGAGAUCCACCACAGCUGAGUAACUCAGAGGAACGAGAAUUUUCUCCUAGUUUUAUCAACUUUGUCAACUUGUGCCUUACAAAGGACGAGUCCAAAAGGCCAAAGUAUAAGGAGCUUCUGAAACAUCCCUUCAUCCUAAUGUAUGAAGAACGAACAGUGGAUGUUGCGUGCUAUGUCUGUAAAAUUCUGGAUCAAAUGCCAGCAACUCCCAGCUCUCCAAUGUACGUCGAUUGAUACUGCUGCUACAUCAAAAUUCUAGUGCAAGUGCUGAGAGAAAGCAAGAUGUACAGAAUCUUCACCCCAUAUUGCAGUGUUUUAACGCUCGCCCAAACACCAUGUGCAAUAAUGUUGGUGUUUUUCUUCCAUUCUGUCUGUAUAUUAUUGUCACUUAUAAAGUGCAUCCAUGUAAUACCUGAUCACACAGUGUUAGUGUCAGUCAAAGAGAGACCUCAUUUUGCUCUUUUUGUGGACAUAUUCAUGAAAUGUGGAAAUAAGUAACAUUUUAUUUGUUGACCAUGAUUGGAAAGCACCUGAAGUUAAUUUCUAGGUUCAGAGACUUUUCAACAGUUACUGGAAUGAUUUUAUGCUCUCAGAAUCUUCCAAUUGUUACAGAUAACUUAGAAGAAAGGAAGUUAGGUGUUGGUCUGUCUGAUUCUGAACAUAACCCUGUAUGGGGAAAGAGGAACUUGCAGCCAAAUGAGCUACUUUUACCUUCUGGAGCCAGCAAAGGCAAACAGGGGAUAAUAUAUAAAUAUAUAAAUAUAUAUUUUUUCUUCACAAAGUGCAAUAGAUGAAUUGAUUUGAAUUUCUGUUGCUUUUUAGUCACAGUGUAUGUUUUGAGGACAGUGUGGCUCAGCAGAACUUCAUAUUUUGGGGGAAGAAAGAAGUGAUAAUGUAAAAUGGACUAUGUCUUUACCAAAAAAUAAUGCAUUGCAUUGAAAUAGGCUAACAACUGAACUCACAAGAGAUGAAGAAUAAUGUAUUCUUUAAUUUUCCAAACAAGCCACUCUUCAGUAGAACUAGGUGUCCUGUAAAUUGUUACCUGGUGAGAUAAGAUUUUGAUCUGAGGAAUUAUUAAAAUACUUAAUUGAAUUUAACUGGCUUGUGAACCCUGAUUUCUAACUACAUCAUGCUCAUUAAGCUGGCUAAACAGUCACAGAUUUAUCAUUAAAUAUUUGUAAUUCACUUGCCCCUGGUCUCCAAUGGCAUAAUCAAGAAGCUUCUCACAGAGUUCCAGGUGUGCUUUGGGUCUCUGCUUCAUGUCUGAUAUCCACUGCCAAAUCAAAUAAGCCUACUCCAUCCCCUUUAGUUGGAUCACUGGACGCCAAAAAUCACUGGGAAAUGGAUGCUAAAAUAUGCUUGAUUUCUUUUUGUGGAUGAAUUUGGCCUCUUAUGAGGCCUUCAAAAAAUGAAGAUUAGUUUUUGUGAAAAGAUUUUCCUAGUAAGAUGAUGAGAGAAUUAAAAUGUUAAAUGCUUUAAGGCAUAUAGCAGAAAAACAACUGUAAUGAUUCUUUUUCCAGAGCAAGAGAAAAGAACUUCCUAACAAGUGAGUCAGUGAAAAGCCCGCAACUGGGUAGCCAGUUGACUUGAGAUGCUGCCAGAUGGAGGGCACCUAGCACUACCAAUCAAACAAUGAAGUAGAGCUGUUCUGUUUGUUCUUCCUUAACAGUUUUUUGUGGAAAGAAAAAAGGCAGAAGUAGUGGUGGGAAAGCAAGAGAGGGUUAGAAGACGACGACAAUGUCAUCUAGACACCCUAUAAAAUUCUGUGAAUGAGGCAUAGUGAUUGCAUGAUAAAGUCUCAUGUGGAAGCACCUUUAAUCCCUCAAUCUUAAAGCAAAAACUUCAUCCAUGCAAGGACGUGGUCAACACCAAAUAAGAUAAUGCAUUGAAUUGGAAACCAGUUCUCAUGCAGUAAUUCGUCCUUGCAGUCCUCUCAGGUGGAUUAUCUUUAACCUUGUCUGGAGCUUCCUGUACAGGCUAAACACUUGGUUUAUUUUUCUCUUUGUGCCACAAAUUGAAUAGCUACCAUAGCCCCCUUUUCCACAUUCUACUCUUGCAUGUUGACGUGGAGCAUUUCCAUUCAGACAACCAGGAAAUGGAGGUUGCUUCCCGUUCAGGCUCAGUGGAUGACUGAGAGAGAUGGACAGUUUUAGCAUACUAAUCAUAGAUUAUUAUAAUAUACUAUUAAGGGUGCAGCAUUUAUAUUACAGUGUCUGUUUAUAAAGAUGUAUAGUGUUCAGAAGCUGUGAAAAUAGUGUAAGAACUGUACAUUGUGAACUGGUUAAUUUUUUUUCUUCUUGUACCAUAGAAAAAAUGUAUAAAAGUUUAUUGAGAAGCUGAUGUGCAGGGAUAUUGCCUUAUCGUCUGUAAGUAAACUGGAGUUUGACAACAUGAUAGCUUUUAAAAGCUUCCAACUAUUUUAUCUUCUCCUGAUUUGACUCCUUCCUCUUCUAUUUAAAAUAUUCUACAUGGAAUCAAAGUGUUAAUGUAAAAGUUCUAUUUUUUUUCGCCUGCAGGUCAGUUGUAAUAAAUCAAGGAUGCAACUAUGACCUUGUUAUUCUUGUUAUAAGGUCAGAUAUGUGAUGGGAAAAUCAAUAAAUUUUAACAAAAUUGUAAAAAA
Messenger RNA from Varanus komodoensis (Komodo dragon), 7971 nucleotides. RefSeq names its product mitogen-activated protein kinase kinase 4 (gene MAP2K4). Gene Ontology annotation, molecular function: JUN kinase kinase activity; ATP binding. NCBI's taxonomy places the organism in Eukaryota, Metazoa, Chordata, Lepidosauria, Squamata, Varanidae. Gene Ontology annotation, biological process: MAPK cascade; protein phosphorylation. The record is from RefSeq and is a predicted model, not a curated record. The transcript is spliced from 14 exons. Bases 4293 to 5585 code for a protein of 430 amino acids.